AUGUCGUAUGCCUUUGUAGAUAAUGUCCUCUACAGGAGAUCAUUUGAUCAGAUGUGGCUGAGAUGCCUGAGCAUAGCCGAAGCACAGGAUAUUGUUAAAGAGUUUUUCAAGAGUCAGAUUGUCUACCGCUUCGGUGUUCCGCGCAGAGUGAUUUCCGACAACGGCCUUCAACAAAACGCUCGUGCAGAUUUUGAAGAAGACGUUGGACGAGAACAAGAGAGGUUGCAUGAGAAGUUGUUAGAGGCUUUGUGGGCCUACCGGACGACGUUUAGAACUCCCACCCAGUGUACACUGUAUGCGCUUGUCUAUGGAUCCGAGGCCGUACUUCCAUUGGAGGUUCAACUACCGUCUCUUAGAAUAGCCGUCGCUAAUCAGAUUACAACAGAAGACAACGUCAAACAGUUGGAGAGUCUCCAAAGUAAACGAUUAGAAGCGCAACAGAAUCUAGAACUUUUUCAAGCGAGAAUGGCGCAGACUCACGACAAGCUGGUCCGCCCUAGGACGUUCAAAAUUGAUGAUCUCGUACUUGUUCUCAGGAGACCUAUUCUUGCACACCGCAAGAUAGGCGAGAAGUUUGAACCAACUUGGGAGGGUCCAUUUGUCGUGGAAAAG
Phalaenopsis equestris is the source of this 612-nucleotide messenger RNA. RefSeq lists its product as uncharacterized. The annotation marks the transcript as partial. The transcript is spliced from 3 exons. NCBI's taxonomy places the organism in Eukaryota, Viridiplantae, Streptophyta, Magnoliopsida, Asparagales, Orchidaceae. Gene Ontology annotation, molecular function: nucleic acid binding. The record is from RefSeq and is a predicted model, not a curated record.